Molecule: messenger RNA, 4211 nt
Organism: Bactrocera oleae (olive fruit fly)
Lineage: Eukaryota; Metazoa; Arthropoda; Insecta; Diptera; Tephritidae
Source: RefSeq, a predicted model, not a curated record
GGCGGUUGUGGUUAGCCAACUGAAUUGACCAACUAAUUAUUUGUGUGCUGGAAACGCGCGAUUUAGUCGAUUUCGUGACCACCUGAAGGAGCAGACGUGAACUAUUUCAUUGUCGUCCAAGGCGCAUUUGAAUUUUUAUUAAGUCAAAGCCAAACUACAAAUGUGUUGCUUCUCCUAGUGGAAAUUUAGACAAUCGACUUAAAAAAAAAAUAAUAAUUAAUAAAUAAAAAUAAAAUAAACGAACUGUGAUUUCAAUAAAGCAAAAUAAAAUUAAGUUUUAAUUCUAAGAGUUUCCUUAGUUUUACUGUAAGAAACUUAAGUAAAAAUGGGUUGCGCCAGCAGUACCCCGAUGAUUGCCACAGCCGGGAGUGAUAUGUUGAAAGCAGCGACACAUGCUGCUUCCGAUGCAGCCAAGGGAGCUGAGCAUGCAGUGGAAGAGGUAACCGAAACCGUUGGCAAAACACUGGAGAACGCCAAGGAGACGGUUGGCACCGCAGUCACAGGUAUCGCGCACGAUCUGGGCAAUGUCUUCACCGAGAAGUCAGGCGAAUUGGAUACAGCGAAAAACCAACUCUUGGAACGACUGCAUUUGGGUAACGCCACCAAGGCUCUGGAACACGCCAAUGAGUCAGCGGUCAAUCAUUUGGAUACGACAGCUUUGGAGAUGGCUGCACGCGCACCCACACCGCCGCCCGAUUUGGACAGUUUGAAGACGUCGACACCCGAACCAGAAAUAGAACGUGCAUUGGCCAAUUCGCAUGAGGAUAUGCCGCCAACACCAAAACCGACAAUCGCCGAGCUGGAAAAGUUAACAGCGGAAGUAAAGCAGACGACACAGACAACAACUGCGUUAGCGGCGGCCGCCACCAAUGUUGUUGCUGAGGCCAAAGAUACGACGGAGCUAGCAACUGGAAUAACUGCGGCCACUGAACCGGCCGUGGAUAUGAUUGCAUUAUUGGCGGCGGAGAAACGACCGGGCACCACCGAGUGGGAGAAACACGCUGAUCAUCUGUCGAAAACACGCAAAAUGAAUGAGUUCAAAGGUGGUGGAAAAUUUCGACGCUUUGGACCACCAACGCAACCGGCAAACUAUCAUAAACCCCAACCGGCAAACUAUCAUAAACCUAUAGAAAAUCUGAGGCGAACGCUGCUCGAAGAUGACAGCUGUUACAGUGACGCUUAUUAUAAUAGUAACAGCAGUCCGCAACAUUCGACGGCGUCCGAUAGUCCGAGGUUACGACGUGCUCGUUUACCAAUCAAUGGCGUACUUGCUGUGAACGCUAAGCGUAUGCAGCGCGAAUUCGCUACUUUUGUUAGUAAUCGACGUAAUGUAACUAGUGCGUUACGCUCACUAACGGUUUCACCCGCCAUUAGUCGUCACUUCGACUAUAAUCCACAACGUCCACGUAUUAGUUCACCUACACCUUCGGUUAUUGGUUAUACACGUUCUGGCUAUUCGACGCCUGUUAUUAUGAAACCAGAAUUACUUCCCAAUCCACGAACUGCCAGUUGGAAAAGAGGUGCUUCGAGUUCCGGUUUGCAUUCGCCUCCGUCACACAUUGGCAAGGCGCUACCGCGUGUAAUUGCACCACUAGACCCACAGUUGGCAGCAAAUGUCAUCUCACAAUCGAAGCUAAAAUCAACGAAAGCUUUUGCGUCGCUGAGAGGUGAGACGAAAGGACGAUCAAGAAUAUUCGGACAAACACGCUCCGGUUCACCCGUUAAUAGAAGAGUAUUUGCGAGAAGAUCAGGUUCGCCUCCUGCGAGUAAAGGUCGUAUUCUAUAUGCUAGAUCCGGUUCGCCGGAAAGAAUAAGAGCGCUUAUGCAGGAUAAGGUGGAGACGAAAAAUAAAGUAAAACCCUUAGCGGAAACUCCGACUAAAAUCAGAUUAGAGCGGAAAGCCAGUAUAAAAGAAAGUAAAGAGGUUAAUUCAGGAGAGUUGUCUAUAAAUGGAUUUUCGUUAGCGGAAGCUCUAUCACCUAUUAAAAUGGCCGCAGAGUCGCAUUCGUUGCCACAUUUGAAAAGUGAAGAAAAGACUACAACGCUUGUGGCACAUUCCCUGAUGGAGGUUGUUGAGCAAGCUGUUGAACGUGCAAAAAAUGAUGGAGAUACCUUAGAUGUGAAGAAUGGGAAGGAACAUGCACAUAACGUAGAAGCAUUGAAGAUCAAGAAAGAGACGCCUGUGAAGCACGAAAGGCAGAAAGAAAUCCUUGCAAAGGCUGUGAACACUGAGAAGACAAACGGGGAAAAGAAAAGUGCUAACGUGAAGAGUGUAAAUAUUCAAACAGAUGUUGAAAAUGAGAAAUUACUAAACAAAGAGCCUAUUAAGAGAGGGAACAAGUCCAAUAUGUGGCUUGAAAAUAAGGAUACUUCGAACUCUAAUACCAGUUCCAGUCGUAGUGAGAAACCGGUCCCUAGUCCUGUGCGGCGAAACUCAAAGAGUAGCUCAACUGUCGAAAGUAAGGGGAAUAAUAAUGCCAUUAAACUUAAAAGUAAACCCUCUCCUUCGAGACAGAAGAGUAAUAGUUCACAAAAUACUGAAGAAUAUACGCAAAUGGAAAAUUUAGCUAUUAGAGGUCGUUUCAGCAUGAGUCCAAAAAAAAAGUCCCCUGCACAUCAUGAGAAGACGCAUAAUUUGUGGGAAAAUACCAGCCCCGGUCGAAAAGAUCUAUCAAGUAGCCAUAGUCGAGCGCUAGAAACCAACUUUAGCACAAAUGAUGGUUCUACUCAAAUUACAAGUAGGCUUACAGAAAGCCGUUCUCCCAUCAAUAAUAAAGUCAGGGGAAUCAGUGCACGUGGGAAUCAAUUGAAUCAAGAGUCAAAAACCACUAUCAAUAAUGAUAGGUAUUCUAACAAAAAUAAUUGGAACAGUUCCAGUAGAAGAAAUAGUAAAGGGGAAUAUACAAAUAUUAGUAACAGAUUUGAAUAUAAUGCAACCUUGAGUUCUCUACCGAAGGAAAAACUUCGAACUCCUAGGAAAUAUAAUACUUCGAGCCCCUAUCACGAAAAACAGGGCCCAAAAGAAGUGGAGAAACAAAAUUAUUUUUCGCAACUCAACGGUGAGGGGAAUAAUGGGGUAAAAAAAGUAACCGGCAACGAAUCUGUUCGAGGCACACAAUUUAACCUUAAUUAUGCCAAUAAGGGAUACCAUGAUGAGCAGAGUUCUCUUCUUUUUAAAGAAAAUUUAAAUAAUAUUGAAAAUAUAAAAUAUCGUUCAGAACGUAUAGAUGGCCCACGACGGGAAAUCCCCAUAAACACAUCUAGAACCAGUAAGAGUAGUCCAGUUACCAACUCGAUAAAAAGCCAUGAACAGAACAAUGGUGAACAUAGGUCUAAACACAUAACAAAUCAUAUGCACAAUCUAAAAGAAACUCUUAGAGUGAAUGACCAUCUCAGCACAAAUCAAACGAAUAAUGAAGAAAAUGUACAAAAUAAAGAAACUCCAACGAACCAAUUUACAAACAGUCCAAUAAAACAAAUUAAGGAUAUUUCGUAUUCUCCGAGUCAUAAAUCGCAUAAUAGUUCGCCAUCGAAAUCGUCAAAGUCUUCCAGCAGCAUUAUCAUACGCACGAAUCUUUCUACACCCGAAACCGAAGACUACGAUGAGGAGGCACUGAAUCGUGAAUUAUCGCAAGAGCUCGAACAACUUAAACACUAUGACGAUGUAACCAGAGAUGAACGGAAUUUCUCGCGACACGCCAGCAUAGAGGAAGAUUCACAAACCGAUUUGGAAGAAUACUCUAGUACCGAUCAUGAGGAGAGUACUCGUAUCGAUUAUGAAGGAGCUUUACACACCGACGCUGACGUGAGCUCACAUGCAGAUGUUGAUAAUUAUUCAGCUGCCUCGACGAGUAUGGAAGAUCUAAUUAAUACACUAUCUCCACAAACUGCCUACCUCAAUUUGGAUCGUAGCGCCACAAUGAUGCCGCUAAAAGCCAAAACGUCGAUUCUCAAACCACCUUUAUCUCUUUUCCACAGCCCGUCACAUAGUUCAUCCUACCGACGGCAUUCGUCGUCGUAUGAAAGUGAUCAGUUGGAGAAAGUGCUCUUUAUAGGCGAGCUUAGCAAGGUGGCGCGUAGUCGGUCCGCGCGUGUCCUGAAUCCAUAUGAAAUGAGCGAUCGCUGUGAUGUGUGCUACAACAAAUAUGUGAUAAAGUAGCUAAACUGCAACAAAAGUCUUAGCGUAAGUGAAGAGAUGUAUUCAACUAAUA